Tetranychus urticae (two-spotted spider mite) is the source of this 1318-nucleotide messenger RNA. RefSeq lists its product as uncharacterized. Lineage: Eukaryota; Metazoa; Arthropoda; Arachnida; Trombidiformes; Tetranychidae. Gene Ontology annotation, molecular function: RNA polymerase II cis-regulatory region sequence-specific DNA binding; DNA-binding transcription factor activity, RNA polymerase II-specific. The record is from RefSeq and is a predicted model, not a curated record. Gene Ontology annotation, biological process: regulation of transcription by RNA polymerase II. Gene Ontology annotation, cellular component: nucleus.
GUCAAAUCCCAGUACAAAUAUAAUUCAUAUUUUGUUGGCAUCUAUUUCAAUUUGUCAUUAUUGUAAUCCAAAUAAACAGAGCAAUACAUCUUUUCAUCACUUCAGCUUUAAAGAUAUUUCUAGAUUUUAGAUUAGAUUUCACUUUAAACUUGGCGCUUUUCUUUUUAAACCGUUUUUUCCAAAACAGCAAACCAAUUUGUAAAUAAUAUCACGCUUUAAACAUGACUUUUUUGUAAACAUUGUUAAAUUAAAAUGCGUGUGAUAUACAAAUCGACGUGGAAGGGUUUAUGCGAAGAGAAGAAAGAUCUGACUACAAAAAAAUAGCUACAAAACUUGUAUUUUUGUUUUGAAACUUAAGGUUUAAUCAUUUUUGGACUUGUUAUUGAAAAUCAACCUGCAAAAUGUCUGGUGACAGUAUGGAGACAAAUGAAGAUGAUGGCCAGAAUAGCGAGCAGAUUCCUAAACUACAUCUAUGUUUCCCGCGUGUGCGACAACCAUCUAGAAAGGCUCUUGAAGCGUUUGCCGAGGAAUACGAUAUUGAGAUUCUAAUGGGAAUGUUUACAGAGAAAGAAGACAAAAAGAUAAAACGUAACUUUGCCAGAUUUUGUGAACAAUAUGAGCUAACUGACAACCAGAUAACUCGCUGUGCAUUACUUGGUUUUACUGUUGAAGAUGAAGAACAUGUUGCGGAAUACCGUAAAGCCAAGGAGUACGUCAAGAACUUGGGAUUUUAUUAUUGGCUGGCAAGAGGGUUACCUAAUCGUUUAAUCUCAGCUGUGUAUCAUCGUGCUCGGAAACUGCUUCAUCCAUUCAGAAAACAAAGUGAGCUCACUGAAUCGGAAAAAGAGGAAAUUAUUAACACUGCCAAAUCUAUGGAAAAAUGUAAAAAUAUGUUUUCAAAGUUAGGAUAUACUUACGAUUGUGCUCCACGUGCUGUACAAAAAAUUAUCAAAACUCAUGUAGAUCUCGACAAGGGGAUAGAAUUCAAAAAAGGCUACUGGCAGCCAAAGGAAACUAUGAAGCUAGUUCAAGGUAUAUUGGAACUUAUCGAAAUUGACAUAGAUGAGCUAUCUGAGGAACAUUUACGGGCAGAGUUGCCAUGGGUUGAACUGGCUAAAAAAGUGGAAAUGAGAUCUGCGGAAAGCUGUCGAGAUCAUGUUCCAGCCAUGGUGGCCAAUUUGGACUCUAUUAAAAGGGAAUAUAAAUUAUUAUUUAAUUUAAAAAAACAAAAACGAGAAACUACGGUUGAAUAAAUAUUUAAUCAAUUUAUAUUUGAUACAUGUACAAAAUUAAAAUGUUCUGAAUGUUUGAUUGAGAA